AUGAACCCAGCUGAAACCUGCAGAAGAGGACACCUGGACAUCAGCUGGAGGUCAGCAAUGGAGGGCCAUAUCUCUGUUGCACCAUACACAGCUGUCAGCAGGAAGCAUCGUGGCCACAACGCCGUCUCCGUUAUCACAGUGGCCACCAAUAACUGGCCAUCGUACAGUUGCUCUGUGGGUCACAGACACAAACUGAAGAAGAAGCGUCACCUCACCUCUUCAGAGGAUGAAGAAAAGAGUCUCUGUGAAGAGGAAGAUGUGACAGUGACAUACCAGGUGUGGCUGACGGUGGCAGUUGAAAACAGACUUGUCUUUGUGGGGCCAGACCUGGUAUCUGAUCGAAACCUAACCUCAGACAGGCACACACAAAGACUGAUGUCCUUACAUCAAAACAAGGCUCAGAGCACACAGCGAGAGCACAGCGAGCUGUCUGGUGGACUGGGAGUCGGAGCGGAUGUUGGAGGGGGCGGAGCCGCGGGGGUAGAUCCUCCAUCUCUCACGGUGCGGAUGGAGACUCUCCAGAUCUUUCUGGGCACUGUACGCCGCCACCGUGAAGUUGGCGUCGCCAGUGCCGGGCCGGCGCAGCUGCUGCAGCUGCAGGCCGAGCGCCGGGGGGGAGAGGGGCAGCGGGAGGUGCCCCGCCUGGUCGAUGCGCUCGCUGCUGGGGCAGCCGUUCAGGCAGAGCUGCAGGUCCUGGGUGGCGUCGUAGGCCUGCGCCAGGUCUUCGGGGAUCCGCACCGCCAGCGUCAGGUAGCGGCCCAGCUGGCGAACGAUCACAGUCACGCCGAUGUAGCCGGCGUGCAGCUCCACGUGGUGCCCGGGGCUGCGCUCAGAUAUCCACAGAGCCCGCACCUUCCCGGUCGCCCCGUCCGCACCUACAGAGGCGUGGAUGGGGUCUCCGCUGCUCACAGUUCCAUCAUCAAAGGCAGCGGGAAGGUUGUCUGUGACGGCCUGGUACACCCUCUGGUCUGUGCAACCCUCGUUUGCAACACUACUGCAGUCACAAGAGACAGUCACAAGAUCCAGGCUGCCUGCCUCACACCUGUGAGUCUGUGGGAGAGGGUGACACAAAGUGCGGCAGAAAGAGAGCGCAAAGUAGAUUCUCACCUUAUUGGUUGCUGUGGCACUGGAGCCAGGAACCACAGGGACAUUAGUGACCUGCACCGACAGAUAGUCAUUAUCAAUCAGAGGCCACGCCCCCUCCACCUUACACGUCUGGAAGCUGUCUUUAAAUGUCCUCAAGUGCGGGUCGCCGAAAAGCCCACAGAACAGGUACCCAGGACGAGGGUGGCCAUGGCCGUGGCUGUGAGAGUGCAGGUGUGUGUGCACGUGGGAAUGCGAGUGCGCAUGCUGAGUGCGGCUGUGGUAGUUGCAGGGUUCAUGAUGGACCUCCGGGUGUGUGGAGGGAGUGGGCCCAUCUCUGGAGCAGUUCCUCUGGCUCAUGAGCCUUCAGCCCUCUCAGCCUGGUUCCCCGGCCAGUCCCUCCUCCUUCACCUCAUCACCUUUCCCCCUCUCGUCCCGCAUCCCGAAGCACCUUUUUCUACCAACUGA
Molecule: messenger RNA, 1551 nt
Organism: Menidia menidia (Atlantic silverside)
Lineage: Eukaryota; Metazoa; Chordata; Actinopteri; Atheriniformes; Atherinopsidae
Source: the annotation of a GenBank genome assembly